AUGUCGAGUACCUUGUCAAGGUUGCCAACUCUUCUUGACGUUUUCUGGGGAAUUGGCUGUCCGCACGGCAAACAGACAGCUGUCCGUGUUCAGUGUUUGAGACAUGCCCUGCUGCUGUAUGGCUCUCGCGUGGUAGUCAACCCGCGUUGGCGCGAGGCACCAGCAGGUGAGAUCAUGUUGGACAUCGACAACUUUGAAUAUGUAACCACCCCCUCCAGCCCAAACGAAAACGUCACACCAGCCGAUACAUGCGUCAAGGUGAAUCGCUGCAAAGUUGUUGCUUUUGGGGGGCCACAGAACCCCUUCCUUGUUGGUAUUGAGUAUGCAACUCCCCCCUCCCCAGGUCGCCCGACAAGCAAGCGCCCUCCUAUGUCAGACAAUGAGGAAUUCAGAUGA
Molecule: messenger RNA, 396 nt
Organism: Colletotrichum graminicola M1.001
Lineage: Eukaryota; Fungi; Ascomycota; Sordariomycetes; Glomerellales; Glomerellaceae
Exons: 2
Coding region: 1-396 (131 amino acids)
Source: RefSeq, a predicted model, not a curated record